This is a messenger RNA of Hemiscyllium ocellatum (epaulette shark), 4511 nucleotides long. RefSeq lists its product as uncharacterized. NCBI's taxonomy places the organism in Eukaryota, Metazoa, Chordata, Chondrichthyes, Orectolobiformes, Hemiscylliidae. The transcript is spliced from 5 exons. The coding region runs from base 297 to 995 and encodes 232 amino acids. The record is from RefSeq and is a predicted model, not a curated record.
CGGUAUUAACCCAAUUUAUGCAAAACUGUCAGUGAAAUAUAACGCUCCUCCUUCCUGGACUGACGACUUCCCAAGUGAUUGACUCCCUCUCCUGCCCCCCCAGCGGUGGCCGCAAUCACAUCUGUCCCUGUGUCUACCUGUCGUGGUGAGCAUGCAGGGUGAGUUCUUCCAACACACCCAGGAUUGGAUCAGAGCGCAAAUCAGUUGAUCCACAAGCCCAGACUGCAGUAAAUAAAGAUCUCAAUGCCUUCCUGAGGAAGUUGCAUUUUCCGUUCAGUCUUCCUCUUAACUCAAACAUGAAAUCGGCGAUUACUCUGUUUUUACUGAUCAGCGUCUGGCUCGACUUGAACACCACGACUCGGGAUGGUGCUGUUGUGACUGUGUACACCUUGGAGUCUGUGUACGGGAAUCGGGACCAGACGGUGAUCCUCCCAUGUCGCCUCAUCGUUUCCGGUCCUGAGGUGAACGUGGUCUCUGUAACCUGGAAGGGUCCAAACGGGACCAACAUUGCUGUGUACAGCCCUCAGCACGGGGUCAAUUACCCAGGAGAGGGUAACUCCAGUCUCAUUUCAUUCCAAAACCCUUCGAAGGAAGAUGCCACACUGGUGAUCAGAAACUUGAGCAGAAGAGACGCCGGACUCUAUGCCUGUUCCUGGACAACGUAUCCGGACGGAAUCUUUUCGAGUGAAACGGUGUUGACUAUUUCAGAGGAUACCCCGGUAAGAUUCCGAGUGUACGUUAUCCUUGCGGUCAUCUGCCUGGUGCUGCUGCUUGGUCUGCUGUUAUUGGCGUACGCGUUGGUGAGCUGGGUGAGCCAACACCUUCAGGUUGCUGGGAGGAACUCAAAGGAGACGGACCUGGAUGAGUGCCCCAGUGAGAUUGUGUACACAUCCGUGAAUAUACAGCAGCAGAAUGUCGGAACACCGAAGGGUUGGCACCAUGAAGAUAAUGUCGAUUCAGAGGAGAUUGUCUAUAGUGUUCUCAAACACAAGUAGAUUUAUUCUGUUCAUGAUGGAUUGGUCAGAGAUGUGUGGCUAAAAUUUAGAUUCCAGCUAAAUAGUUUGAUCACUGAGUGAUUGGCCCUCUCAUUGACAGGGAUAACACAAUCGGAACUGUCCAUACCUUUAUAUCCAAAGUACCUGUCGGGGAGGGGUGCAGCAGGUGGGACUUGAAGCCGGCCCUUCUGGCUCAGAGAUAGGGACACUACCACCUUCCCAGAAAGUUGCAAACACACACUGAAGCCUGUGGACAUUUGAUACCCCGUGAUCACGACAUCAGCCAACGCACGCUGCCACCACAUCCCAGAUUGGAAAGCAUCAUUAAUAACGACAGCAGGAACGUCAAAAUAGGACAGGAUUAGUUGGUCUGUUGUAACCUUUUUAGGUGGACGUCCAAGAGAAUUUUUUUUUGUUUUAAAUUGUGGUGUUGGGUUUUCCAUUUGCCAAGAUUUAAGGAUUUAGCCAUUUGGCCACUUGAGCCGGCACUGCCAUUGGACAGGGCCAUGGCUGAUCCGACAUUCCUCACACCCACUUUCCUGCCCUUUUCCUUGAUUCCCUGACGGAUCAGGAAUUUCUCUAUCACAGCCUUCAGUACACACGCGGACUCUGCCCCCCACAGCUGUCCAUGACAGAGAGUUCCAAAGGCCCACAACUCUCUGAGAGAAGAAAUUCCUCCCCAUCUCGGUCUGAAAUUGGUGUCCCUUUAUUCUGAGACGAUGCCCUCUGCUCCUAGACUCUCCCAAUGGGGGGUGAGGGGGAGGGGUGGGGAGGGGGAUGGGGGAGGGGAACCCUCCCUCUCAGCAUGGACCCUGUCCAGCCCCUAACGAAUCCGAUAUGUUUCAGUGAGACCGCCUCUCGUUCUAAACUCCAGUGAGGAGAGUCCCAACCUUUGCUCAGGAGACUAUCCCUCCAUAGCAGCGAUCAUCCUCGUGAACUAUCUCUGAAUUGUUCUCAAUGAAAUGACCCCUUUCCUUCACAGCACUCCAGAGGUGGUCUCACCGGGGCCUUGAAUGGAAUCAUCACUUUUUGAAAGGUCAUGAAAAUAAUGUAGAUGUUUAUGAUGGAAGGAGAUCCUUCCGUUCGGUAACAGUCAUCUAGAAUCAUAAAACGGAAUCCCUACAGUGUGGGCACAGGCCCUGCAGCCCAACAAGUCCACAUCAAGUCUCCGAAAGGUAUCCCACCCAGACCUUAAUACUCAACAUUUUUCCCCAAAUCUGCACAUCCCUGGACACUAUGGGUAAUUUAACAUGGCCAAUCCACUCUGACCUGCACAUCCCUGGACACUAUGGGACAAUUUCCCAUGGCCAAUCCACCCUGACCUGCACAUCCCUGGACACUAUGGGACAAUUUCCCAUGGCCAGUCCACCAUGCGACAAUUUAGCAUGGCUAAUCCACCCUAACCUACACAUCCCACGACACGAUGGGACAACUUACCUGGUCAAUCCACUCUAACCUGCACAUCCCUGGGCACUAUGGGACAAUUUCCCAUGGCCAAUCCACCCUAACCUGCGCAUCCCUGGGCACUAUGGGACAAUUUCCCAAGGCCAAUCCACCCUAACCUGCACAUCCCUAGGACACUAUGGGUAACUUAGCAUGGCUAAUCCACCCUAACCUGCACAUCCCUGGACACUAUGGGUAACUUAGCAUGGCUAAUCCACCAUAACUUGCAUAUCCCAGAACACUGUGGGACAAUUUCCCAUGGCCAAUCCACCCUAACCUGCACAUCCCUGGGCACUAUGGGACAAUUUCCUAUGGCCAAUCCACCCUAACCUGCACAUCCAUGAACACUAUGGGACAAUUUCCCAUGGCCAAUCCACCCUAGCCUGCACAUCCCUGGACACGAUGUGACAAUUUCCCAUGGCCAAUCCACCCUAACCUGCACAUCUCUGAACACUAUGGGACAAUUUCCCAUGGCCAAUCCACCCUAGCCUGCACAUCCCUGGACACGAUGUGACAAUUUCCCAUGGCCAAUCCACCCUGACCUGCACAUCUCUGGGCACUAUGGGACAAUUUCCCAUGGCCAAUCCACCUUAACCUGCACAUCCCUGGGCACGAUGGGACAAUUUAGAAUGGCCAAUCCACCCUAACCUGCACAUCCCUGGACACUAUGGGACAGUUUCCCAUGGCCAAUCCACCUUAAUCUGCACAUCCCUGGACACUAUGGGACAAUUUAGCAUGGCUAAUCCACCCUAAUCUGCACAUCCCUGGACACUAUGGGACAAUUUAGCAUGGCUAAUCCACCCUAACCUGAACAUCCCUGGGCACUAUGGGACAAUUUCCCAUGGCCAAUCCACCCUAACCUGCACAUCCCUGGGCACUAUGGGACAAUUUCCCAUGGCCAAUCCACCCUAACCUGCACAUCCCUGGGCACUAUGGGACAAUUUAGCAUGGCCAAUCCACCCUAACCUGCACAUCCCUGGGCACUAUGGGACAAUUUCCCAUGGCCAGUCCACCCUAACCAACACAUCCCUGGACACUAUGGGACAAUUUCCCAUGGCCACUCCACCCUAACCUGCACAUCCCUGGACACUAUGGGUAACUUAGCAUGGCUAAUCCAUUCUAACUUGCAUAUCCCUGAGCACUAUGGGACAAUUUCCCAUGGCCACUCCACCCUAACCUGCACAUACCUGGGCACUAUGGGACAAUUUCCCAUGGCCAAUCCACCCUAACCUGCAGAUCCCUGAACACUAUGGGACAAUUUCCCAUGGCCAAUCCACCCUAACCUGCACAUCCCUGAACACUAUGGGACAAUUUCCCAUGGCCAAUCCACCCUAACCUGCACAUCCCUGGACACUAUGGGACAAUUUCCCAUGGCCAAUCCACCCUAACCUGGACAUCCCUGGACACUAUGGGACAAUUUCCCAUGGCCAAUCCACCCUAACCUGCACAUCCCUGGGCACUAUGGGACAAUUUCCCAUGGCCAAUCCACCCUAACCUGCACAUCCCUGGGCGCUAUGGGACAAUAUCCCAUGGCCAAUCCACCCUAAUCUGCACAUCUUUGGACUGCGGGAGGGAACUAGAGCACCCGGAGGACUUCCACACAGACAGUCUCCCGAGGGUGGGAUCGAACCUGGGUCCCUGGUGCUGGGAGGCAGCAGUACUAACCACUGAGCCACCGUGACGAUCCCAUUGCAUUCCACCCACAGUUUGGUACGUUGUAACGUUUCAGGUGAAUAUCCAAGAGAUUUUUUUCUGUUCUAAAUCGUGGUAUUAGGUCUUCCGUUUGCCAUGAUUUAAGGCAAUGCUUUUCACAUUCCUGUCACCCUCCUGAUGGUCCUCAAAUUCACUUAAAUCUUACUCAAAUCUUACAUUUUGUACCUCAUGGUUAUUGAACUCUCUGCAGUGGCCCAUUGAUGUCAUCAUCAAUAUGUUGUUGUGGAAAACAUUCCUGCUAUCCUUUAAAAUAACUUCCUUCUAGGUGACAUGUUGCCUGCCAGAACUAAUUGCAAAUAAUGUAUUAACACAGUUGUAUAGUCCUUUGGAUAUAUAUUAAACCACAAACAUUGCACUGUU